Messenger RNA from Neocloeon triangulifer, 2256 nucleotides. RefSeq names its product thymus-specific serine protease-like. The transcript has 9 exons. Lineage: Eukaryota; Metazoa; Arthropoda; Insecta; Ephemeroptera; Baetidae. The record is from RefSeq and is a predicted model, not a curated record. The coding region runs from base 70 to 1497 and encodes 475 amino acids. Gene Ontology annotation, biological process: proteolysis. Gene Ontology annotation, molecular function: dipeptidyl-peptidase activity; serine-type exopeptidase activity.
AAAUCUUUGAUUAAAAAUUAGGUAUAAAAGAAGAGUGCUAAAUCAUAGAACGAUAAUCACGUACUCAAAAUGAUUCAGAAAAUACUGCUUUUGCUUUUUGUGACGAGCUCCGCAUUUGGGAGCUUGAAUGGGCCAUUUAGCCCGAAAAGUAGACUUUUGCCCGCUGCAGGUACAACCGAUGCAGAGCAAUUGUGGCAUACUCAAAUUGUGGAUCACUCCAGACCACUGGACACUAGAACAUUUAGCCAGAGAUACUUCAUGACGAAAGAUCAUUACGUCCAAGGCGGUCCUAUUUUUCUCUUUCUCGACGGAGAAUGGGAUGCAACUGGAAAUUACAUUUCAAACACAUCCUUUGUCGGUCAGAUGGCGGCAAGAUUAAAUGGCGCAUUGUUUGAACUUGAGCACCGCUAUUACGGCCUAAGCCAGCCAAUUGGCGAUUUGGAAACUGAAAGCUUGCUUUAUCUGAGUAUUGACCAGGCACUGGCUGAUGCUGCCGAUUUCGCUUUAAAAAUGAACGAAAUCCACAAUUUCACCGGUCCGUGGAUCGUUUGCGGAACCUCUUAUUCCGGAAUGAUCGCAGGAUUUGCAAGGCAGAAAUACUCGCACGUUUUCCACGCAGCGUAUUCAUCAAGUGGCCAACAGGAGGCUAAAGUUGACUUUUUUGAAUAUCAUGAGAUGACUGGAGUUGGAUUGGCCAAGGUAAAUCCUCUGUGCCCAGGUUAUUUGUCAGCGGCUAUGGAUGAAAUGGUGGCGUUGAUUUCUAGCCAACAACCUGCAAGCCUUCAAUACGUUUCAACUGCUUUCAAUUUGUGUCCGGAAUCGGACCUCACUCUUCUGACAGAUGCAAGAUACCUUUAUGCGCUCGUCGCCAAUCUCUACGGGGCAGUUGUUCAAUUCGCUUUCCCAGGAAUGAUUUCCGCCGAAUGUGAUAAGCUGAUGGAUGGGACCGGAACACCUUUGCUUAAUUUGGCCGAAGUUGUCAAGCAAGCUUAUCCUAAUAUCUGCCUCAACGUCCACUACGACGAUCUUAUGGAAUUUUAUCGAAAUUCUACCGCAGUUGCUCCCGGAAAUAAUUAUCGCCAGUACAUUUAUCAGACUUGCACUGAGCUUGGCUGGUUCUUUACAUUGUCUGGAAAUUCGCCUUUUGGAAAUGUGGUGCCAGUUGAAUAUUUUAUCGACUCUUGCGCCGACGUACUUGGCGAGCAAUUUUCUCAAGCCAUUUUGGAAGCUGGAGUGGCAAGAACAAAUUUAGAAUACGGAGGUAAAAUUCCCGACGUCACCAGGGCCAUUUUCACCCACGGAAGUUUUGAUGGCUGGACGAAGGUGGCUGCUGAAGCAGAUAUUAAUGCCGACGCUCCUGUUAUCGUGAUUCAAGACGUUGGACACGCUGCCGAACAGUUUUUCUUCGAGAACGAUCCUCCUCAACUCAUCGCGGCCAGGGAACGCGUAGAAUUAACGAUUGCGCAAUGGAUUUCACAGUUCAAUCAAUCUUUUUAAAGUGAUAUGAUAUGACUUAAUUGUGCAUCGGAAAUGAUGAGAAGGAAAUUAAUUAUAAUGUAAAACAUAAAAAAACAGUAUUUUAUUGAUUAAACGAUUAAAUAGUGAAAGGAUAAAUGCAACAAAAUUAAACUCUAAUUUUUUUCAGUUUCAAAUAAAGAAUAUUAUUUCGUAAAAUUGCGUAAAAGCUAGAACCAAGCUUUUUUCAUUAAUUUAAAAUUUUGCGUCACUGCAUUCUAGAAGCAAACUUCAAAAUAGUGAUUUUUAUUAGCAUUUUACUAAUUGUUGUUUAUUAGUCUAUUGUACAAUCUAAUUUGUUUUAAAGAAAAUGUAUAUUUAAAGGAAACGACAAGAAUUUUGAUUCUGAGGUCAAAAAGACCGCAGUGAGUCCGAUACGACUUUGGAACGUCUUUUGACAAGAAGAAUGUGCCAGAAUUCACAUGAUCGACAGGUGUGCUUAAAAGGUCGAAAAUGGAUAAUCAAUCACUUGUUAUAUUCUGGGUAUUUUGAUAAGAUUAUGGCCGGUAGUGAUAUUAAAAACUGUACGAUUAAGUGCGGAAGAUAAAUUUUCACUUAUAAAACUUGCGAAAUGUACCAUAGUUCGAAAAUAGUAGGUAAUUUUCAUACAAUAGACUUCUCAAAAACCACUGUAAUUAUAUCAUACUCCCAUCCCACUAUGUACACGGUUAUAUCUCACGAAAAUUAGUUUAAAAAAAAAUCAAAAUUUUUUGAUCGUAGAGCAGGAUAUUGUUUUUUCUG